UUCUGCAGAAAAGGGCAUAGCUUGUGGGUGUUGUCAUCUUAGCUUUACAAUAAUGAGUGUUCUACAUAAGAGAAUAGGUUCCCCCCUCUUCUUCUUUCACGCUUUUGCACCUUUUUGUUUGCUUCUGAUUUUGUCUUAUUUUCCGAUACCUUGUUUGGUUGCCGAUGUGGAAAAUUGAAACGGGGCGUUUUUCUGUUAAGAGUGCUUGUAGUAUGAGGAUGGCGGGGAUGGAUGACAUGGCGGAGCUGCUGGAGGCGUCAGAAAUUUUGAAGAUGAGCUUAGGGAAGGCACUCACUCUCGCUCGUGCUUUCAGCCAUUACCUCAAUUUGAUGGGCAUUGCUGAAGCUCAUCACAGGGUUCGUAGACAAAAGAAUGUGGCAUCCCUAUCAAAAUCUUGUGAUGAUAUUUUUAAUCAGCUUCUGCAGCGUGGUGUUUCCCCAGAUCAGCUUUACGAUACCAUUUGCAAUCAGGAGGUCGAGAUUGUUCUUACUGCACAUCCUACACAAAUUAAUUGUGGAACCUUACAAUACAAACAUAUCAGACUUUCUGUGCGAGAGAUACUUCUGUAUGGCAAACAGAUGAGCUUAGGCACCAUAAACCCACACCAGGUGAUGAAGCUAGGGCAGGUCACAAAAGAUGUCUCACUUUUAUCUAGGUGGAUGACUAUUGAUCUCUAUAUUCGAGAAGUGGAUAGCCUGAAAUUUGAACUAUCCAUGAAUAGGUGCAGCGAUAUCUUGUCAAAACUGGCACAAGAGAUUCUAGAACACUGUAUGACAGAUUGCAGUUAUUUUCAGCGGUCAUUAAUAUUGGCUGCUUGGUAUCAUGUGGAGACUACCAAGGCAUAGCUUCCAUUGUUUUUCCUUGCCAAUUUCCUUAGCAGAAUCUGCAUCUGAGGAUCACCAAAGUUGGGAUCAUCAGUGUUAUAAUAGGAAUCAGGUAAAGCAACAAGCUGCAACACUUCCAACACAACUUCCAGCUAGAGCUAAUCAACCCUCUUGCACUGGUGAACAUCCGAUUAUCCUCUUAAAACUACUUUUUAAAGAAAAAAUUUAUAAUAAAAUUGAGGAUCUCGAAAGUUGUGUUACUUUUAUAUUAUUUUCAUAUGCUGCCAUCCUUAUUGCAUAAAUGAGAACUUGCUCAAGUAAGUUACAAAUAGAACUGACGUCAGUUCCAAAGAAGGCAGUGCGUAUCACAUGAACCCCUGUAGUUAUUUCCUUUUCAAAUAUGGAGGGAAUCAAUUUUCAUAAAUAAAAUCUUAAUUUAGCUGUAUUAUAGUGAGCUAGGCUUUCUUUCCACCUAGAAUCUCUAUUAGCAGUUACUUUUCUUUUUUUUCCCCUU
Rosa chinensis is the source of this 1338-nucleotide messenger RNA. Its product is annotated as phosphoenolpyruvate carboxylase 4-like. NCBI's taxonomy places the organism in Eukaryota, Viridiplantae, Streptophyta, Magnoliopsida, Rosales, Rosaceae. The coding region runs from base 165 to 845 and encodes 226 amino acids. The record is from RefSeq and is a predicted model, not a curated record. Gene Ontology annotation, cellular component: cytosol. Gene Ontology annotation, molecular function: phosphoenolpyruvate carboxylase activity. Gene Ontology annotation, biological process: carbon fixation; tricarboxylic acid cycle. The transcript has 6 exons.